This is a messenger RNA of Malania oleifera, 2606 nucleotides long. Its product is annotated as DNA polymerase eta. Gene Ontology annotation, molecular function: damaged DNA binding; DNA-directed DNA polymerase activity. Gene Ontology annotation, cellular component: replication fork; nucleus; site of double-strand break. The transcript is spliced from 16 exons. NCBI's taxonomy places the organism in Eukaryota, Viridiplantae, Streptophyta, Magnoliopsida, Santalales, Ximeniaceae. Gene Ontology annotation, biological process: error-prone translesion synthesis; response to radiation. The coding region runs from base 230 to 2380 and encodes 716 amino acids. The record is from RefSeq and is a predicted model, not a curated record.
AUUAUGAAAAAAUGUGAUUCGCAAUUCCAAAAAACAAUUAUUUUUUUUUCGAACCAAACGGCGGCGUGCAGGAGAAGAAAGAAGAAAUGGAAGGGAAGAAUCCACAGACUGCGCCAGAAAUGAAAGAGCGCAACAUGUAAAAGCAACCUCAACCACCUUCUUCCUCUCGUUCCUCUUCUGAAAAUUGGAUUUGGAGGUGAAAGGAGAGAGAACGCAAAAGGAAGAGAAAAUGCCAGUGGCAAAACCAGAAUCAUCGGAUGCCAGGAUCAUCGCUCACGUCGACAUGGACUGCUUCUAUGUUCAAGUGGAGCAGCGGAAACAGCCGAAUCUAAGGGGCCUACCCACUGCUGUGGUACAGUACAACUCCUGGAAAGGUGGGGCUUUGAUUGCUGUUAGCUAUGAGGCCCGUAGAUAUGGUGUGAAGCGUUCAAUGAGAGGUGAAGAGGCCAAGCAAGUUUGCCCACAAAUUCAGCUGGUUCAAGUCCCAGUUGCUCGUGGUAAAGCUGACUUGAAUGCAUACCGCAAUGCAGGGUCAGAGGUGGUGUCUAUCCUUGCAAAGAAGGGCCGAUGCGAACGGGCUUCAAUUGAUGAAGUGUAUCUCGAUCUUACUGAUGCAGCAGAAACAAUGCUAGCUGAAAAUCCUCCAGAGAGCUUGGAAGCAAUUGGCGUAGAAGCUCUUAGAUCUCAUGUUUUGGGGCUUAAUGAGGAUGGAAGUGAUGUCAAAGAAAAUGGUGUGAAGGAGUGGCUCUGCAGGAGCAGUGCUGAUCGUCGGGAUAAGUUGUUAGCUUGUGGUGUCCUCAUUAUCGCAGAACUUAGGAUGCAAGUUUUGAAAGAGACAGAAUUUACAUGUUCUGCUGGAAUUGCUCAUAAUAAGAUGCUGGCCAAACUUGCAAGUGGAAUGAAUAAGCCUGCACAACAAACUGUCGUGCCCUUUUCCUCUGUUAAAGAACUGCUCAAUUCCUUGCCAAUAAAGAAAAUGAAACAGCUUGGGGGGAAGCUGGGGAGUUCCUUACAAAGUGACCUUGGUGUGAACACUGUUGGGGAUCUCUUGCAGUUUUCAGAGGAGAAGCUGCAGGAAUGCUAUGGCAUAAAUACCGGUACAUGGUUAUGGAAUAUUGCAAGGGGGGUCAGUGGAGAAGAAGUUCAAGGGCGUCUUCUUCCCAAAAGCCAUGGUUCUGGAAAGACAUUUCCUGGUCCUUGCGCUUUGAAGACGAUAACUUCUGUUCAACAUUGGCUCAAUAAACUUUGCGAAGAACUGAGUGAACGUCUCUGCAAUGACUAUGAACAAAACAACCGGAUAGCACACACACUCACUCUGCAUGCUGGAGCGUACAAGUCCAGCGACACAGACUCACAGAAGAAAUUUCCUUCUAAGUCAUGUCCAUUGAGGUACGGGACUACCAAGAUUCAAGAAGAUGCCCUAAACCUAUUUCUGAGUGGAUUGCGUGAAUUUCUAGGCUCUUAUAGAAUCAAGAGUGAAGGAACUCAAUGCAAUGGAUGGGGCAUAACAGCUCUCUCUGUUUCAGCAAGUAAAAUAGUUGCUAUACCAUCUGGAACACGUUCAAUCACAAAAUACUUCAGUAGCCAAGAUCCAUAUUCCUCUUCAUCAAAGCAAUCACACAAUAAAUUGAUCCAAGAAUGUCCACCAUCAUCACCCUCAGGAAGUGACGGCUGUGUGCAACUGAAUGCAAUUGAGGAACAAAUUAAUUUCCCUGGGGAAGAAGCUACAAUUAAGUAUCUUAUGCCUAGUUUUGAUCAAGAGGAGCAGAAGAGUAAAUUGUGUGAAGAUGAGGAAGCAACUUACUCAUCAUCAGAGCGAGCACAGUUUGUGUUCACCCGAGAAACUUCACCUCUACCACCUUCAGGGAGUGAGAGCUGUUUGGAACUGAAUAAAAUUGAACAAGAAGGAGAGUUUUUUGGGGAAGUACCUGGGAACAAAUAUGUCCAGCCUAAUUUGGAACGUCAAGAACAUAAAAGAAACAAAUUCAGAGUUGAGGGAACAUCUUCGAUCUUGAGAUUUUUCCAAAGUUCUAGUACUUCUUGCUCAUCACGGGAUGAAGGUCAUGCUGAAGCACCAUCAUUCUCAGGCAAUCAGCUUAUGAGUGGUAGUGGUUCAGAAGUGAAUCAAGCUGACCUGCCGAAGGAGAGUCUACUUGCUGAGUCUGGGAAUAGCACUAGCAGGCAUGGUCUGGGCCAAGAUGAAUGCAGAAGGGAAACAUGGAAUUACAAUGUUGAUGAGAUUGACCUCUCCGUAAUUGAUGAAUUACCUCCGGAAAUACAGCAAGAACUUCGGGCCUGGCUCCGGCCUAAAAAACGGGCAAAAAUAUCCAAACAACAAUCUAGUAUUGCCCAUUACUUCUUACCCCCCAAAAAUGUAUAGAUAGACCCAAAUGAUCUUGUCAUGUGUUAUAGUUAUGUUUGUGCAGCUUGACUAGUUUGCUAAUUACUUGAAAGAACUUAAUGUGUGAGCAAAGUAGAAUGCUCAUCUAGCCUUUCACAUUCUCCAUGUCAAUCUUUCAAAUUCUUUUUAUUUGUGCACAUCUGUGUCAUUCAGCAUUCUUCUCGGCCAUUUGUGUUAAUAGAAUCCAUAGAACCUAAGUUCGUCA